AUGGGCGACUUCCCGGGUCUCCAAUCACCAGCCAAAAGGGCACCCGGACCAGCGUAUUUUGUACGGAGAACCGCCAGCAGGGGUGCCAACAAAGAAGCUGCGCAGGGCAAAGCAGCUGUGCUGACCAAAAGAACCGUGCCGGCCACAACAGCCGCGCUGGCGACCCACGGGGCUCCACUGCCUGGGAAUCUCCUGGGAGGCCAUCUUCUGCUUUCCUGUACUUUCUCCAUAGGUGUGGCAAAGAUGUUUGAUCUCAGAACGAAGAUCAUGAUCGGCAUUGGGAUCAGCUUACUGGUUGCCGCGAUUGUGCUCUUAUGUGUUGUGCUCUGUCUUUACUUCAAAAUAGCCAAGGCACUAAAAGCUGCAAAGGAAUCUGGUCACAACUCAGACAAAGUGUUGGACACCAAGAACAGCCAGGCCAAAACCAUUGCCACGGAGUCUUGUCCUGCUCAGCAGUGCUGUGAAGGAUGUAGAAUGUAUGCCAAUUUUGAUUCCCUGCCACCUUGCUGUUGUGAUGUACAUGAGGGCCUCUGACUUGGGAAAGGUGGGCACAAAAAUCUUCAUGAGCAAUAUUUCUUUCUUAGUAGAACGUUUUAUUAUGCAAAUCAAGUUCUAGAGUGUUUACAUGCUAUUAUAUAAUGUACAGUGUUAUUUUCUGUACUUCUGAAUAAAUGUGCAAUAUU
Cebus imitator (Panamanian white-faced capuchin) is the source of this 683-nucleotide messenger RNA. RefSeq names its product protein FAM24A. The transcript is spliced from 3 exons. The record is from RefSeq and is a predicted model, not a curated record. Lineage: Eukaryota; Metazoa; Chordata; Mammalia; Primates; Cebidae. Bases 1 to 534 code for a protein of 177 amino acids.